Molecule: messenger RNA, 1997 nt
Organism: Oldenlandia corymbosa var. corymbosa
Lineage: Eukaryota; Viridiplantae; Streptophyta; Magnoliopsida; Gentianales; Rubiaceae
Source: the annotation of a GenBank genome assembly
CACAAGUCAGCUACUUCCAAAAACGUCUCAUUCUUUCUCCCCUUACCAACUCUUACUUUUUCUUCGUCCCAACCCGUUGUAUAUAUAUUGACUUCACUCCAUCACCAAUCUUCAUCAAUUCAUCUCCCUUGUUUCCAUUCCUUAAAUUCUUUCAUCAUCAAAGUUAAACUAAACAAAAAAUUAUCGACAAAUCUAAAAAGAUGUUAAUGUUAAUCAACUGUUCAAACUGCCGCACCCCACUGGAGCUUCCACACGGCGCCAGGUCCAUCAGAUGUGUUAUCUGCCACGCCGUCACUCUUGUGGCUGAUCCGAGGGCCGUUACGCCGCCGCCACCGCCGGCUUCACCUCAUAAUUACCACUACCAUCAGCCCCCGCCGCCGGCGCCGCUUCCGUCGCCUUUCAACCAAGCUCCGUCAGGUCAACUCCCCGCGGUCCACGGUCGGAAAAGAGCUGUAAUUUGUGGGAUUUCGUAUAAGAACUCCAAACAGGAGCUCAAAGGUUGCAUCAAUGACGCCAAGUGCAUGAAGUUUAUGCUGAUCAAUCGCUUCAAGUUCCCUGCUGAUUCGAUUCUCAUGCUAACAGAAGAAGAAACGGAUCCUUUUCGCAUCCCAACAAAGCACAAUAUCAGGAUGGCCAUGUAUUGGCUCGUGCAAGGUGUUCAGCCAGGGGAUUCGUUAGUUUUCCACUUCUCAGGUCACGGUUCGCAACAAAAGAACUACAACGGCGAUGAGAUUGACGGAUAUGAUGAAACGCUCUGUCCUCUGGAUUUCGAGUCACAAGGAAUGAUUGUAGAUGACGAAAUCAAUGCCACUAUUGUUAGGCCUCUUCCUCGCGGCGCCAAGCUUCAUGCCAUCAUAGAUGCCUGUCACAGUGGAACUGUGUUGGAUCUACCGUAUCUUUGCAGGAUGGACAGAACUGGGAGAUACACAUGGGAGGACCAUCGUCCUCGUUCAGGUGCAUGGAAAGGAACAAGUGGCGGAGAAGCGAUAUCUUUUAGUGGUUGUGAUGAUGAUCAAACUUCUGCAGAUACAGAUUCUCUUUCAAAAGUCACAUCAACAGGGGCCAUGACUUAUGCAUUCAUUGAAGCGCUCGAACGUGGACAAGGAGCCACAUACGGCAGCAUUUUAAACGCUAUGAGAUCAACCAUCACCCAAAACGAGGGUGGUUUGGGAGGUGGUAUUGUGACUUCGCUUCUCACAAUGCUUUUAAGUGGAGGGAGUAGUCUUGGCAUUGGAAUGGGACAGGUAUGCUUGUCUCUGAAAAUUGAUUAAUUCAUGUAUUAGUAGAUUCCUAGUUGGAGAAAAAGUCUGGAUGCCUUAUUAUCUCCCCUGUGUCUUCCACUGACCGUAUAACAUACGUCGCCAUCAUAAGCUGCUUAAUUUAUGCUAAUGAUGUUGUACUAUUAAGUCUUGAACAGGUUGUAUCAGAAUUGACAAUAUUAUGCAGAUAUAGAAGGCCAAGUUCACGUGACUCAAUGCAAAGCACCAAAGAAACCUAGAGGAUAUAAUCAAUGUGAAUGAUUGAUUAGACUUUGUUUCCAUUCUGUUGCAGGAACCACAACUGACCGCUAAUGAAGCAUUUGAUGUGUACACAAAGCCAUUUUCGCUGUAGCGAGUUCAAUACCAAACCCGUCUCCUGAUUAUCUAAUUAAAUGGCAUCACCAACUGUGUUCAGUUUGAAGAUGACGUUCAGUGCAUUGCCAGAAGCUAUUCAUUACAAAUUGUCUUGUGUUAUAUACAGAAGGCUCGACUGCCUUCAGGCUGUCUGUUGUCUGCAGAAGGCACAUUAAAUGCAAACAUCUACUCGUGGCCGGCUAAUGUUUGUCUGAUUGAGUUACAUUUUAUCGGAUCAACAGUUUCCAUCACUGUGAACUUUAAGCUAGAUUGCGGCAAAUGUUGUAAAUGUCUAAUUUGCUAUGAAUCUUUCUUAAAAACAUCAAUCCUUUUGCUAAUUUACUAUCCUCAUACAUAUACUUUCUUCCUUACCAUAUCACCCGC